AAAAUCAUAUGAAAAUUCGACCGUUUGUUUAAUGGCGGCGGAAGAAGAACUCGGCAUCUCCGCCCCUUCGUACCUGCAUAUGGUCUCUGCAUUUCUCGCUUUGGAGCCACCCGACGUCGUUAUCUCCUUCGCCAGGGAUUUUGGCGGAGGUUACAUUACAGAGAGCGUACAGAAGUGCAUAUGGCACCACUGUAUUGCGAAAUCAGAUGUGAAGUGGAAGGGUGCUUAUUUGAAAAGAUUUCUCAAGAAAUUUAUUAUGGAAAUCGAAUCGAGUGGCGGCGUUGUUUUGGAUGAAUUGUACGAACAGUACGCUUCCUAUAUGAUUUCAUUACAGGAUGAUGAUGCCAGUAAAGCGAACUCGAGAGUCUUGAAAACAAUCUCGUUUCUUUUCCCUAACGAGUCGUAUGGAACCGUAAGUUGUCCAAAGUCCGGAAAAUUAGAGGUUCAGCUUCAAUGUUCAGUCAACAUGCUAGAAGGUGAUACUGGGUGCUCUAUUUGGCCGUCAAGUCUUUUCCUGUCGGAAUUUAUACUUUCUUUCCCAGAACUAUUCGCAAAUAAACGUUGCUUUGAGGUUGGCUCGGGAGUUGGAUUGGUUGGCAUCUGUCUAUCCUAUGUGAAAGCAUCUAACGUGAUAUUAAGUGACGGCGACCUAUCGACGUUAGCAAAUAUGAAGGUUAACUUGGAACUGAACCACCUGAGCACAGGAAAUAUCAAAUCAGACAGCCUCGAAAAUCACGAUAUGGUGCAUUGCGUUUGUUUGCCAUGGGAAUCUGCAUCAGAGGAUAAUCUCUGUAGCUUUGCUCCCGACGUAAUUUUAGGAGCUGAUAUUAUUUACAAUCCAUCAUGCCUUCCUCACCUCGUACGAGUUUUGACCGGUCUUUUGACGCACGAACAUCCAAAUGCUAGUGGCCCUGUUGCAUAUAUUGCUUCCGUGGUUCGUAAUAUCGACACUUUAAAUUAUUUUCUUGCGCUGGCCGAAAAGGCAAAGCUUAUCGUCACGGAUCUCACUGAAAGCACCGAAGUAUCUAAUUUUCUUCCUUACUUGAGAUCGUACAAUCAAUGUAGCAUACGAUUAUUCAGAAUUUGUCUGGCUUCGAAGGUAGCCUAGUUAUUGAGUAGUAACUCCUUUUCUUUC
This is a messenger RNA of Erythranthe guttata (spotted monkey flower), 1135 nucleotides long. Its product is annotated as S-adenosyl-L-methionine-dependent methyltransferases superfamily protein. The record is from RefSeq and is a predicted model, not a curated record. NCBI's taxonomy places the organism in Eukaryota, Viridiplantae, Streptophyta, Magnoliopsida, Lamiales, Phrymaceae.